UCCACCAGAAGACAAUUCCCAUGUUGCCGAGUUGCAAAUUUCCCAACGUGAUAGGGUGGGAGGAAGUGGAUGUGCUGAUCAUUCCGAGACCCCUUCAUGUGACCUCAUUCUAGGUCUGAAGGGUGCUUCCAGCACUGAUCUCGGGCACAAACAGAGAGACUCCACCUCCACUCCCUCCAUCCUCUUUCCAGCGUCAGUGGCAGGGCGGAGCAGCUGAAGGCAGCCGAGGCUGGGCUCAGCAGCAGUUAGAGAGGAUGGUGGAAAAGUCAGGCUUAGGGAGGUGGUGCUGAGACGGAGGGCGCGGCUGCUCAGCAGACGAUGCUGAGCGCCCAGCAACGAGCGGCGAGCUAAGUGGCGCUGCCUGGGCUGACAGCCGCUGCUCAUUGACCACAAGCAGCCAGGGGUCUGGCUGUACGUGUCCCUCUCCUUGCCUCUGUCCCCAGGGGACGGAGCUGGACUGGCACUCCGGUGAAGAUGUCGGCGCCGUUGGGCCCCCGCGGUCCUCAGCCGCCAGGCGCACCGGCCGAGAUGCCGGACCUGAGCCAUCUGACGGAGGAAGAGCGGGGCAUCAUCAUGGCCGUGCUGCAGAGGCAGCGGGAGGAGGAGCAGAAGGAAGAGGCGAUGUUAAACUUGUCCCAGUGGAACGCAUUGCCAACAAACCCAUCGAAGAAACUCAACAAGAUGUAUUCCUCUCCAGACCUGGACCAGAGAGGUGCUGGAGGACUGGAAGACAGCCAAUGUGGCACCGUUAUUCAAGAAGUGAGCAAGGGAAACCAGGAAACUACAGACCGGCGGUUACAUCAACAAUUCGAGAGCUAUAAGGAACAGAUCCGAAAAAUUGGUGAUGAAGCACGCCGUUACCAGGGGGAGCAUAAGGAUGAUACCCCAACCUGUGGGAUCUGCCUCAAAACCAAGUUUGCUGAUGGCUGCGGCCAUAUCUGCUCUUACUGCCAGACUAAAUUCUGUGCUCGGUGUGGGGGUCGGGUUAUGCUUCGCUCAAACAAUGAGGACAAAGUGGUAAUGUGGGUUUGCAAUUUAUGCCGUAAACAGCAGGAAAUUCUUACAAAAUCUGGAGCAUGGUUCUUUGGAAGUGGAACACAACAGCCCGUCAAUCAGGAUGGGACCUUGAGUGACACAGCUACAGGGAUAGGUUCAGGCGCACCAAAGGAAAAAAAGGCAAGACUGCAAGAACGUUCACGAUCCCAGACUCCUUUAAGUGCAGCAGGAGCAACACAGGAGGUUAUGCCUCCUGACAAGUCUAGGGUCUCUGAGCUUACUCGACAAGAAAUGGGUUUUGAACAGAAACUGCCUUCAGCAAGAUCGAGGAGUGAACCCCCAAGAGACAGGAAGAAGAGUUCAUUAGUUUCAGAACAGAAUGGAAAAGGACUCAAGGGUGAACGGAAGCACGGACCAAAGCCAUCCUCUCAGCAAGGUGACAGGCCAGCUGAUGAACGAGAGCAUCCUAGGGAGCAGCAAGAAAGUCGGCGCUUAGAGAAAGGUCGUUCGCAAGACUAUCAGGACAUGGAUGUGAAAAUAGAGGGGGAAACAAUAGCAGAUGAGGUAAAACAAAAGAUUGAGGAGGAGUAUCAGAAUCAAUAUAAGAGUGACCCUAACCUGGCAAGAUGUCCUGUUAAACCUCAAUUGGAGGAACAACAAAUGCGUAUGCAUGCUAAGGUUUCAAGAGCACGGCAUGAAAGAAGGCACAGCGAUGUAUCUGUACUUCAAACUGAUGCAGAGGAAGGUCAGGGAGUAGAGGACCUCUUGCCAAGAAGGACUCAACUGGGGACUCAAGAACAGAAACACCCUAUUGAGAAGACUGCAGAUGUACAAACAACGGUUUCAAGACAGCUACAUUUGUGCAGUCAGAGCCCCCCAAUAUCGAAGAGGAGCUCAGUUCCUGCAGAACACUUGGAGGUGAAGGAUUACGAUGCCCACAAGCACCUGGAUCCCAGCUCUGCUGUGGUUCGGACAAAGCGAGAGAGGAAUGAAACCAUGCUGAGGAAUGAUUCACUCAGUUCAGACCAGUCAGAAUCCAUUCGACCACCUCCACCAAAACCACAUCGAAUGAAAAAGGUUGGAAAAAAAAGACAAAUGUCAGUCAGUAGCUCUGAGGAAGAAGGAGCAUCUACCCCAGAAUACACUAGCUGUGAAGAUGUGGAAAUUGAAAGUGAAAGCGUUAGUGAGAAAGGUGAUUUAGAUUACUAUUGGUUGGAUCCAGUUACAUGGCAUAGCAGUGAGACUUUACCCAUCAGCUCGCAUCCUGUUACAUGGCAACCAUCCAAAGAAGGUGAUCGUCUAAUCGGGCGUAUUAUUUUAAACAAGAGAACAAGUAUGCCAAAAGAAUCAGGAGCACUGCUUGGGUUGAAAGUGGUUGGCGGCAAGAUAACAGAAACUGGACAGCUCGGAGCCUUUAUCACCAAAGUGAAAAAAGGCAGCUUAGCUGAUGUUAUUGGCCAUUUAAGAGCUGGUGAUGAGGUUCUUGAGUGGAACGGUAAACCCUUACCGGGAGCUACAAAUGAAGAAGUUUACAAUAUAAUUUUAGAGUCAAAAUCAGAACCUCAGGUUGAAAUAGUUGUUUCAAGGCCAAUAGGUGAUAUACCUAGAAUUCCGGAGAGUUCCCAUCCUCCUUUGGAGUCUAGUUCAAGUUCCUUUGAGUCACAGAAGAUGGAACGACCGUGCAUUUCAGUCAUUUCUCCGACCAGUCCUGGAGCUCUGAAAGAUGCCCCCCAGGUUCUACCUGGACAACUUUCAGUGAAACUUUGGUACGAUAAAGUUGGCCAUCAGCUGAUAGUUAAUGUUUUACAAGCCACGGAGCUUCCUUCCCGAGGGGAUGGUCGUCCCAGGAAUCCCUAUGUAAAAAUGUACUUCCUUCCAGAUCGAAGUGACAAGAGUAAACGGAGGACCAAAACCGUGAAGAGAAGCUCAGAACCAAAAUGGAAUCAAACAUUUGUCUAUUCUCAUGUACAUCGGAGAGACUUUCGAGAACGCAUGUUGGAAAUCACGCUAUGGGAUCAGCCUCGAAUACAAGAGGAAGAAAGUGAAUUUCUCGGAGAGAUCCUUAUAGAGUUGGAGACGGCCUUGCUGGAUGAUGAACCGCACUGGUACAAACUUCAGACGCAUGAUGUAUCUUCACUACCUUUGCCUCAGCCAUCGCCAUAUAUGCCACGGCGCCAUGUCCAUGGAGAAAGUCCUAGUAAAAGGCUACAAAGAUCUCAUCGAAUCAGUGAUAGUGACAUCUCAGAUUAUGAUGUUGAUGAUGGUAUUGGAGUGGUCUUGUCAGAUUAUAGGGCUAACAGUAGAGAAAGUAGAUCAAGCACAUUAACCGUCCCAGAUCAGCAGAGAACCCCCCACCAUCGUUCACGUUCUGUCUCUCCUCACCGUGGUGAUGACCAGGGCAGGACCCGGUCACGUUUACCCAGUGUCCCACUGCAGAGGAGUUUAGAUGAAAUCCAUCAAAGUCGUCGUUCUCGUUCCCCUACACGAUACCAAGAUGCCUCUCGCAGUCCAGUCGAAUGCAGGCCCAGGGACAUGGACAGUUAUUACACCUAUGAAAGAGACAGUGAGUUCCUUAUGCUGCCCAGGGCAAAACGAGGAAGGAGUGCAGAGUGCCUGCGUACUGCCAGUGAAAUACAGCACUCUCUUGACAGGGCUAGGAGUGCUAGCACCAACUGUUUGAGACCAGAUACUAGUUUACAGUCAUCAGAACGAGACAGGACCUACGAGAGGUUUGGUAACCACAAGCAGGGUAGAAAAAGCACUGCAUCAGGAACUGAAAGUAUGCCAGAACUAAGCCGCACUGGAGUCCGGGACAGGAAAGCUGGGCAGCAAACAUCAAGAUCCCACCAACAAGGAAGUCCAGUCCACACUGGAAUGCCACUGUCUAGUCGGAGGAGUAGACAGCUUCCACAGGUCCCAGUUAAAAGCUACGGUCUCGAACAAGGAUGCCAAAUAAUAGAAGAGCGAACAAAGCAGGUGAAGGGGAAAAUGCAUCCCAGCAAACAGUCUGUAGAAUCAGUAAACAGUUUCGAACAGGAACGUGAACAAUGUACAAAGCAUCUACUAUACAAGGAUCAGAACAGAAGCAUUGAUAAUAUUUCAAUCAAAUCAUCGGACAGUGAUGCCAGUGACGUCUCAGCCAUUUCCCGAACCAGCAGUGCCUCACGCCUCAGCAGCACAAGCUACAUGUCCGUACAGUCAGAGCGGCCAAGGGGCAGUCGGAAAAUCAGAAGGUCGAAAUCCUUAGAAAACAGCAGGGAUGUGGCAAACAAAAAAAAGAGGAGGAUAUCGUGGGUGUUAGUAGAAGAGGGAAAGAGAGAGACGGGGCAUACUGAAAGGAAGCCAGGAACAGAAGAUCUGAGAAGGGGACGACAUUCAGCUUCUGGUGACUUGAGUGCGUUUACCUCUAAAAUGCAAAGCAGACAAAUGGGAACAUCCAGGCGAAAUAUUAUGAAGAGCACAAGUGUCAGUGAGGAGAUGUAUUGUCUGGAAAAUAAUGAUGGCAGUCAGUCGGAUACUGCUGUGGGAACAAUAGGAUCAGGGGGCAAGAAGCGAAGAUCAAGUUUGGGUGCCAAAAUGGUGGCCAUUGUCGGAUUGACAAGGAGAAGUAGGAGCACAUCUCAGCUCAGCCAGACCGGGUCACAUAUGAAGAAUAGCCAUUUGGGCAUGGUACUGGAGGGUGUCCAGUACCCUUGGAUCUGUACCGAAACAGGAGUCAGCAUCUUAAGGAGAGAAGAAGCUGGAGGGAGGAAAUCCAAAAAUACUAUCCAGAGAAGCACAGAGACAGGCAUGGCAGUGGAAAUGCGGCGUAUGACACGACAAGCCAGCCGGGAAUCUACUGACGGCAGCAUGAAUAGCUACAGUUCAGAGGGAAAUUUAUUCCCUGGGAUGAGACUGGGAGCUGACAGUCAGUUCAGUGAAUUCCUCGAUGGACUGGGACCUGCACAACUUGUUGGGAGACAGACAUUAGCAACACCUGCCAUGGGUGACAUUCAGAUUGGGAUGGUGGAUCGGAAGGGACAGUUGGAAGUUGAAGUGAUUCGAGCCCGAGGCCUCAGUCAGAAAACAGGCUCAAAAUCUCUCCCUGCUCCUUAUGUCAAGGUCUACCUGUUGGAGAAUGGUGUGUGCAUAGCCAAAAAGAAGACAAAAAUUGCACGAAAAACACUCGAUCCACUCUAUCAACAAUCAUUACUAUUUGAAGAAAGCCCACAGGGUAAAGUCUUACAGGUGAUAGUCUGGGGAGAUUAUGGCAGAAUGGACCACAAAUGUUUUAUGGGAGUGGUACAAAUUCUCCUGGAAGAGCUUGAUCUAUCCAGCAUGGUGAUUGGUUGGUACAAACUGUUCCCAACAUCUUCAUUGGUGGAGCCCACCUUGACUCCCCUUACUCGCAGAGCUUCCCAAUCAUCUCUUGAGAGUUCGACUGGACCUCCCUGUAUAAGGUCAUAAUGAACUACGAGGUCACCAACAGGACAAAAAGCAGAAGCUGACCACAAAUAUCACUGCUGGAGCCAGACAAUCACACUUGUUUUGCCAAUAGUACUGUUUCAAAAAAAAAUAGGGCUUCAUAAAUCCUAAAACAAAGUACAUAUGUGUGUAUGUAUUUAUAUAUGUAUGCUGGCAUGAAUUGGCAAAAACACACUACAUUAAAUGCUAAGUGGAAACUUAUAUAUUGUGUUAGAGACUAAAUGAAUGAGACCAGAGAUGUGAAUUUUAACAAGUUCAAUAUUUCGAGUAUGUAACAACAGAAUGGAGAAACAUCAGUCUGAAAAAAAAGGAUGGAGUUGUUUAUUCAUGGUUCUGUAGAAACUAUAAACAGUGCUACCUUACACUGCACAUUCUCUGCACAUGUUUCUUCACCAUUACACUGUCUAUUGUAAUGGACUCGAGCUAACCACCUCCCUACCCCACCCCACCCUGAUGCUGACAGAGACCUUCUAUUAAAAGGUUACUGCAUAUCUUUGCGAGCCUCACCAGAGGGUGUUCAACAGCCACAGGCUUUGGUGGAGUGUUUCGACAUUACUGGUUCCCAGUUAACUUCAUCAAAUUUAUUGUGAGUUAGAUAUAGAAGAGAAAUACUCAAAAAUAUUGAGGUUCAGAUUUGAGCAAUGCCUAUCAUAUUUCUUAACAAAGGCUCUCAAGUGUUGUUUCCCAUUUGCCACACAUUUUGCCAUUUUUUCUUUUGUAAAACAAGCUCAUGUUUGCAUUAUGGAUUUUUCAUGUUUUCUGAUGUUUUGCAUGAAAAAAAAUUUGAAACUGCAAUCAGGCCUGGGGACUGUUCAAAGCAUCAAGACUCCGCAGAGAUUGUGGCACUAACAUGUUCCUUGUAAUGCAAUUCUCUUCCUACAAUUACAAACCAUUGAGAUAACUUCUGUAUAGAUUUGUAUAUUUGACUUCCCAAAGUGUUGUCCAGUAAUGGAGUUAGCAUAAGCUGUUUGAGCUGUACCUGGGAUAUUUCCUAAUCAUGUGUCACAUGGCACUGAUUUGCCCCAGUUAGAGCAUGAUGCAAGUUGUUUGAUGAUCGCUGGAAAUUACAGUUGAUGUUUCCUGUACACUUGGUGUUUUUUAAUCUGCCUUUAGUUUACAUUAUUUUGAAAUUACUGCAAGCAUAGUGCUUGAUUUUUUUUACAGUGAGAUGUAUUUUUUUUCUGGAAGAAAAGCAAACUUUCAAUUUGCUUUUUUAAAAAAAAAAUCAUUUUUUUCCUUAAAUUCCAUUGACCUGAAAACCCAUGUGUAUUUAUGUCCAUGAGGCAGUGAUUCUAAUUCCUCUGUCCUCCUCUUCUUUGUCCUCCUCUGCCUCCUGCUCUAACAGGCCAUUUUGAUUUUUAGAUCACUGAUGUGAAGCAGCAUGAUUCUGGAACUGUUCAAUUGCUGCAUGCACGUUUUGUAAGGGGGGGGGGGGGAGAGAACAAUGCAGAUGUUAAUUAAUGUGUGUUAACUCCACUAAACCAGCUUGUAUGUUGCAUGUACUUGUACAGUUUGCUUGUUAUUGAUACAAAGGAAUAACUAAGAAAUCAGAGCCAUUAAUUUAUGUUAACAACAUUUUUGCUGAUUUGAACUAGACUCAGGUCUGGUGAUGAAUGUGUAUUGAAAACAUUUUUGUACCUUCUGGAAAGUAACUGCUGAUGUAGAACAGGAAAAGAACCCUGUUGAUUUUCGAGUAACUUCUUACUUGUGGGGCUUUAACAGGCAUUGUGUACACACAGAAAAUUGACUUCUAGCUAUUCUGCCUGUGCAGAGUGAAUUGUCUUCUUUAAAUUGGCCAGCUCUUGAAUCUGUUGUCCUACAGGAUCUAAAAGGUUGAUUACUACCUGACCUGCUGAGCAGGAAGAAUUACGGUUUCACAAGGUUCUAAUCCCUUUAUUAUGGUCAAAAGCAGCUGAUUGGAAAAUACCUUUCUAACUGCAGCAGUUGUCUGAACAUUCCCCUGUGCUUUUAAAUGAACUUCAGACUCAUGUUAUGUAAACAUGUUUAAUAAAAUUUACUUUUCAUGUCA
Molecule: messenger RNA, 7489 nt
Organism: Chiloscyllium plagiosum (whitespotted bambooshark)
Lineage: Eukaryota; Metazoa; Chordata; Chondrichthyes; Orectolobiformes; Hemiscylliidae
Source: RefSeq, a predicted model, not a curated record